This is a messenger RNA of Centruroides sculpturatus (bark scorpion), 3135 nucleotides long. Its product is annotated as eukaryotic translation initiation factor 5B-like. The record is from RefSeq and is a predicted model, not a curated record. Gene Ontology annotation, molecular function: GTPase activity; translation initiation factor activity; GTP binding. The transcript is spliced from 15 exons. Bases 168 to 3098 code for a protein of 976 amino acids. Lineage: Eukaryota; Metazoa; Arthropoda; Arachnida; Scorpiones; Buthidae.
UGCGUAGAUGGCGUGUUAUAUCUAGCCACAUGUUGCUAUUCAGCUUCGAAAGAGAGACGAUAAUAAUCGUGUGCUCGAUAUACUUGGUAAAUUUUAUUUUCGAUUUCUAAACAAAGAGAAGAAGAAGUAUAAGGAUAGUUGCCGGUAACUUAUGAAACAUAUAUGCUAUGGGAAAAGACAGAAAGUUGAAGAAAGGAAGACAAGAGGAGGACUUUGGAGAGGAGGAGGUUGAAAAUGAUAACUUAAAUUCUGAAGAAUCAUCCACUACAGCUGGAAUUAAAAAAAGGAAAUCCAAAAAGAAGGAUGAUAGUGACAAAACUACAGAUCUUGCACAGAAAAUUGAAUCUCUGUCUCUGGAAGACUUAAGUAAUCAACGAUCAAAACCUUCAAAUAAAAAAGAAGGAAAGAAAAAUAAAAUGCGAGCAGAGAAAAAUAAAGGUGAUGACAGCGAAGAUGAAGCUUUUGGUAAUAAAUUUGAAAAACAAACUAAGAAAGGAGAUAAAAAAAAGAUAGUUGAUGAUGAUAAUGACAAUAUAAUGGAUGAUAAUAUAAAGUCAAAUAAGAAAAAAGGUAAAAAAAGUAAAGAUGAAAGUGAUGACGAUGAAAUUUCAACCAAACAAUCCAAAGGAAGAAAAAGUAAGAAAAAAGAUGUCAGUGAUGAUGAAUAUGAAAAUCGAGAUCAAAGAGAAGAAAAAUUUAAUUCAAAAAAGCAAAAAGAAAAUAAAUCAAAAUUAGAACAGAGUGAUGAGGAAGAUGAAUCAAUAGUAGUAAAGGAUAAUAAGUUAAAUAAAAAAUCUAGGAAAGGUAAAAGCGACUCAAUUGAUGAUGAUGAUUUAAUUGAAACUGCAAAAGCUUCUAGGAAACAAAAAGGAAAAAAAGUAAUUGAUGAAAUUAGUGAUAAUGAUUCUGAAAGUGUUAGUAAUGUUGUAAGGACUAAGAAAAAAGAUGAUCAUUCUAAAAAACAGAAGGAAUCAAAAGAAGAAAUUGAUAAUGAAAGUAUAGUCCCAAAAAAGAAGUUAAUGAAACCAAAGUCAGUGUUUGAAUUAUUAGAUGUGGAAGAUGAUGACAUGGAUCUUGAUGAUGAUGAUGAUGAUGAUGAUGAUUCUAAUAAAGCUAAAAGCAAGCCUGAAAUGAAGAAACAAUCUUCUGAAGAACAAGAUAAUUUUGCAAUAGGAAAAGGUAAAGAUGAAAAAGGUAAAAAGUCUAAAAAGAAAGAAAGAAAGAAGAAACACGAUGAGGAUGAAGAAGUAGAAAAAAUGUUAGAGGAAUUAGCUUUAGAAAUAGAAGGAAAGAAACCUGCUGCUGAAAAACAGAAAGAAAGUACUCCUGAAAAUAUUGAACAAGAUACAAAAAUGGAAGAAUCAGAAAAAGUAUCUAAGAAGAAGAAAAAGAAGAAAAAUGAAGUAGAAUUAAUUGAAACUCAAAUAGAAGAAAUUGAAGAUGUAGUUGAUGCUGAGAAAGAAGAACAUACAGUUAAAACAGCAGCACAGAAAAAGAAAGAAAAGAAAGAAAAAGAAAAGCAAAAGAAAUUAUCACAAAAAACACAGGAGCGUAAAAAGAAUGAAGCUGAAAUUGAAGUUUCAGCUACUACAGUCAAACCAAAUGUUGUUAUGGAAAUUGAUACAGAGACUGCAAUGGCUGCUGAAGAAGAAAAAGAAGAAGCUGAUGAUGAUGAUAGUAAACAAAAGAAGAAGAAGAAAAAGAAAGGAGAAGAAGAAAAGAAAGACAAAAAGAGACCUGGUAAAAAACAGAUUUUAGCAAUGCAAGAAGCAUUGAAAAAGUUAAAAGAGGAAGAAGAAAGGAUUAAAUUAGAAGAAGAAGCUAAACAACGUGCAGCUGAAGAAGCUGAACGAAAACGACAAGAACAGUUGAGACUUGAACAAGAAAGAAAAGAAAGAAAAAAACAGAAAGAAAAAGAAAAAAGAGAAAGAUUAAAAGCUGAAGGUAAAAUACUGACAAAAUCACAAAAACAAUCUCGUGCUCGUAUGGAAGCAACUUUAACUGCUCUUCGUAUGCAAGGAAUAGAAGUUCCUCAGAUAGGUGAGAAAAGAGAACGAGCACCACGUCUUGGAGAUAAGAAGAAAUCCUUAAAGAAGAAGCCAGCAGAAGCACAGCCAGAACAAAAGGAAGUUACAACCCCAGAAGAAACUUCAUUGCCACAAGUGGAAGUUGAAAUAGUAAGUCAAAAAGAAAAUAAAAUCAAAGAAGAAAGCAUUCCAGAAGAAAAAAUUAAAGAAUCUUGGGAAGAUAAAGAUGAUGUGAAAGAUGCUUGGGAUGAAACAUCAGAAGAGGAAGAAGAUGAUGAAGAAGAAGGAGAAAAAGAAACGCAGCCUCAAGCUAAAGAUAAAAUUUCUCAAGAAAUUGUUGUUAAAAAAGAGGAAAGUGAAGAAAGUGAUGACGACGACGACGACGAUGAUGAUGGCGAAAGAGAUGAUGAAGAUGAAGAUGAAACUUCUGAAGAAAGUGAUGAUGACAGAAAUAAACAAGAAAAAAUAAAAGAGAGAGUCCAGGAACGAAUUCAGAGAAGACGUGAAGAAGCAGAAAAGAAAAGAACAACUGACAAAUUGAGAUCUCCUGUUGUUUGUGUACUUGGACAUGUUGAUACUGGGAAAACAAAAAUUCUUGAUAAGAUUCGACGUACCCAUGUUCAAGAUAAUGAAGCAGGUGGUAUCACUCAACAGAUUGGUGCCACCAUGGUACCUCAAGAAGCAUUAAAAGAACAAUGUAAAAUGGUUAAAAAUUUUCCUGAAGAAAUUAAAUUGCCAGGUCUAUUAAUCAUUGAUACUCCAGGUCAUGAAUCUUUUAGUAAUCUACGUUCAAGAGGAUCAUCUCUUUGUGACAUUGCAAUUUUAGUUGUAGACAUUAUGCAUGGUUUAGAACCUCAAACUCUAGAAUCAAUUAAUCUUUUAAAACAAAAGAAAACACCUUUUGUAGUUGCAUUAAAUAAAAUUGAUAGAUUAUAUGAUUGGAAAUCAAGCAGAAACAAAGAUAUUCAAGAUAUUAUAAAAAGUCAAGCCAGAAAUACAAAAUUAGAAUUUGAUGAAAGAGUGCGUGAAAUAGUUGUUCAAUUUGCUGAACAGGUAAUUUCAGAUAAUUGAAAAUUAUAAUAAAAUAAAUAAAUUUCUAAAUUUCUAC